This is a messenger RNA of Huiozyma naganishii CBS 8797, 1200 nucleotides long. RefSeq lists its product as uncharacterized. NCBI's taxonomy places the organism in Eukaryota, Fungi, Ascomycota, Saccharomycetes, Saccharomycetales, Saccharomycetaceae. Gene Ontology annotation, molecular function: protein binding. The coding region runs from base 1 to 1200 and encodes 399 amino acids. The record is from RefSeq and is a predicted model, not a curated record. The transcript has a single exon.
AUGUCGCAAUGCUCUCAGAUUGGUUCUUACUUCUUUGGUAGUGAGAAUUGGUGCUUUCAAAUCCAGCCGCUUUACAAAGCCGGUAUAUUAACCAGUCUAAGCAAUGGUGAAGUGCACUUAAUGGAUUGGAAAUCCAACAAAUCUAUCAAUAAGUUCAAAAGCGACGAGACUGCAAUAAACGCGUUACAAAUUGUCAACACCGAUUGGCACAACGAAACAAGGUUCAUAACAGCUUCAAUGCAUGCUGUGAAAUUGUUUGAUGUUAGGUCUAAUGCAUGCAUUGGAACAAUACACAAUGAGGUGGGUGCUCCUUUUUUAUCGUUAGAUUCUCGUUACGACAAAAUAGCAUGCGGUACUGAGCUAAAGGGGGUUGAUGCGCAAUUGCAUAUUUUUGAUUUGAGGAAGUUAGAUAACCCGUGGAAAUCGCUAGUUGACUCGCACCAUGAUGAUAUUACCUCAAUAAAAUUCCAUCCCUCCGAUUGCAAUGUUUUGUUGAGUGGUUCAACCGACGGCUACACAAAUAUAUACGAUCUUUCUCAAGAGGAGGAGGACGAUUCGUUACAUCAAGUGAUCAACUUUACAUCCAUCCAUUCUUGCGGUUGGGUGAACCCGAAAAGGAUAUACACGCUAUCUCACAUGGAAACCUUUGCUAUACAUGAACUGAACAACAAGUCUGACGAGCUGACAGAGCCACAGCCUUUGGAUUUCGGUGAUAUUAGAGCCGCUUGGGGAUGCGACUACGUUGUCGAUAUAUACCCUGGAUAUGUCGCUACCGGCAAAUCGCACGAGGAGGGGAAGGGAGAGUUGAAGUUGAUCCCACUAAAGGGAGAGAAUGUGGUCAUUGACAACACAAUCAGUAUCCCAUCUGCACAUGGCGAUGAGGUCAUCAGAGACGUUUUCAUCCCGGAACAAAAUUCUGAGGUCGUAUAUUCGUGCGGAGAAGAUGGUUAUCUGAAUAUAUGGAGAAACAAUAGUGGUCCAUUGAACGUCCCUGAAAAAUUCUGGAAUUAUGAUAUCCCAAUGAAUGUGUUAGAUGAGAGCCUCGAUUCAUUUGCAGGCCAACCUCCAAUAAGUUUACAAAGUGAGCCUUCUGCCAUGGAUACCGCUCUUAAAUCUGAAACGAAGAAACAUAAAAAGAAAAAGGAAAAGAGAUCAAAAGAGCAAAAACAUCCAAAGAGUCAACGGUACAAACCAUAUUAA